CCCAAAUAGAACGAGGAUGCAAUUCCUGGAGUCUCAAACUGUAAUGGAACGUUGUCUGGAUUCCCAGGAGGGAGGGGCUCUAUUCCAGAGGAUCGAGAGACAUCAGAGCUUGUGUGGGAGAAAGAAGGCAGAGGUAGAGGAAACGCUGAAAAGGAUUCAGGCCCACAAAGGAGUUAUUGGAACUAUCGUCGUAAAUGCAGAAGGGAUCCCAAUCCGAACAACGCUCGACAACUCCACCACAGUUCAGUAUGCUGGCCUUCUUCAUCAGCUAACCAUGAAAGCAAAGAGCACAGUCCGAGACAUUGAUCCCCAGAACGAUCUCACCUUUCUCAGGAUUAGAUCAAAGAAACAUGAAAUUAUGGUUGCCCCAGAUAAGGAGUAUCUUCUUAUUGUUAUCCAGAAUCCAUGUGAAUAGAUCUACUACAUCAGUCUAAGGGAGCAAUGCUACAAUUUUUGAAGUGUCCAGUCUAGCCUCUACUAAAUUAAUGUCAUAACAUUCCACUAAGAAAUUUGUCUCAAAUGUUAAACUGUGGAAUCAGGAAAGGUCUUUGUCUCAUUGUACGAUCUCAUUGUAUUUGCCUUUUGAUUAUGAAAAUGUAUUCCUAACUCCUUAAAAAAAUAAAUAAACCCAAAUGUUUAAAACGUG
Ahaetulla prasina is the source of this 646-nucleotide messenger RNA. RefSeq names its product dynein light chain roadblock-type 2 (gene DYNLRB2). Bases 17 to 415 code for a protein of 132 amino acids. The record is from RefSeq and is a predicted model, not a curated record. Gene Ontology annotation, biological process: microtubule-based movement. Lineage: Eukaryota; Metazoa; Chordata; Lepidosauria; Squamata; Colubridae. Gene Ontology annotation, cellular component: cytoplasm; centrosome; cytoplasmic dynein complex. Gene Ontology annotation, molecular function: dynein intermediate chain binding. The transcript has 4 exons.